Cyanidioschyzon merolae strain 10D is the source of this 1806-nucleotide messenger RNA. RefSeq lists its product as hypothetical. The coding region runs from base 1 to 1806 and encodes 601 amino acids. The transcript has a single exon. Lineage: Eukaryota; Rhodophyta; Bangiophyceae; Cyanidiales; Cyanidiaceae. The record is from RefSeq and is a predicted model, not a curated record.
AUGGCGACCCUACCUCCAGUCUCGUCUUCGGCGAGAGGAUUGCAAGGAGGAGAUACCCGCUCAGACACUUCUUCAAAACCGGAAAACGUGCCAGUGUGGCGAGCGCCUGGGUUUGGGGCGAUUACCUCGGCGCGCUCGACUGUGGCUGGUGCUGCCGCGCACUCGGGCGGCGGACCCGUUCGCCGGAACUACGCCAACGACGCGGAACGGGAGCAGAAGUUGCUCGAGUUUGGCAUCAAACCACUGCCGCAGUUUACCUUUGAAGAAAUUAAGCAAACGCAACGAGAUGUUUUGCGUGUCAUUGCUAUGGUCUAUGACGCUCCUCGAGGGCGAACGCGAGCGGACCUCGAGCUCAGCCUCGCUGAAAAGCUAGCGGCCUACCACCCCGGGGAUCCAGCCUAUGAUCUGAGCAAGUUUCAGGCCAGCGAACCCAAGAGGUUAGGGAACAAUUAUGUACAGAGACAGCUGGUUGGUGCUCGACCCUUCAUUAUGGACGGCACGUUUGCCGACAUGACCGGCCGUGGUUCUGGUAACCGUCGAACGAGCACGGCGGCGGCAGCAGCAGCUGCUGCUGCCGCUGCCCAGACCGGUCUGCUGCACUUUCCAGCAGCGGUCACUGGUACAGACCGCCAGGUUGAUCAGGCGAGUUUGCGACUUGCGCAACUGGUUCCGAACUUGCAGACACCGGCUGGCAUCGCCGCUGCUCGCGCCACUGCGGUAGAGCCGGGCAAUAUCCGCUCCGGUGUCCUUCAUCUGCCGGAACCCGAGGGUGAUAUCUUGUUGGGUCUCCAUCCGUCAAGCCAUGCAGCGUAUCGCUGGUGUAGUCGCUGUGGCACGGAUGUUUCUACUCGCUUCCACAACUGGUACCUACAUAUUCUGAAAUGUGAUCCUAUUUUCUACCAGAAUGAGUUGAGCGCUUUCUUCUCCAGCCGAGCAGGCGCUGGAACACCUGUGUUGCCGCCGUUCGGGUUUCCUGGUGGCGUCAAAGUCUCUGUUCCCGAAGAGCAACAUGCUUUGGUGUCCCGGUCCAAGUACAUGGCUGCGCUGAACGGCCUCGGACCCGAUCGUGUCCCUGUGUUCGUGAACGCAGCAAAGUACUUUAAGACAUGCGUUGAUCCCAACGAGACCUUGGAGCGGGUAGAGGCUAUCGCACGAUGGCUGCGUAACACAACUCUGCUCAAACGCGUGUUCGAGAGCGUGCAACUCGUCAAGCGGUUACCGAACGCUAUCAGUGAUCCUGGAAAUCGCAAAAUCUUGGGAUUCAGUAGUGUGAGUACUGAAACCAUGGCCGUCACGGGCCCGGAAAAUCCCGAUAAGCAACUUUUUUAUUUAGAAUCGGGUCGGAUGCUCGUAUCAGACAAUGCUAACCAGAAAGAGCAUCGGCUUGGCGCGGGAGGAACCGGCGCAGCUGUUCCCGGGUCCAAGUUUUCCGCGAGAGUCCAUCUCGGAAGUGGAGCGGCUAGCCAGAGCGCUGCGAGUGCCCUGGAAACGAGUACGCGGCAAGAUGCGAAUGCAGCAGCUUCUUCGGGAGGCCCCUCUGACGAAGAUCUGCGAAAUGAGCACCCUCGUGGGUCCAUUCGCGAUGAACAGCGUUUCGGCAGGAUGAUGCAGCACCUGGGACUCGCGCGAUCCAUAGAUGAGGUAAUCGAGGUGAAAAAGGAUUUCGAACGCGAGUUUGGCGUCACGUUUGACACCCGCAGCCCUAUCAUUCGGAAGCGCCCGCGCAUACGGGGAAUCUCAGAGCCACAGCAGCAGCAGCAGCAGCAGCAGCAGCAGCAGCGCCCAUUGCGUCUACUGAGACUCUAA